Dentiscutata erythropus is the source of this 169-nucleotide messenger RNA. The record is from the annotation of a GenBank genome assembly. Lineage: Eukaryota; Fungi; Glomeromycota; Glomeromycetes; Diversisporales; Gigasporaceae.
AUGGACAACAAUAACACUGUUUUAUUGCUCCAAUUAUUAACAAAUAUAAGUGGUUUACAACAAACACUUGCAACUAUUAAACAAAGCCAGCAACAAAGUUCGUCUAUGCCUGAAACUACUUUGCCAGUACCAUCUAACGCUAUUAUUGGAAUUGUCAAUACAGCGGCAA